GUGACACCAUGUAACUUUUCAACCUUCAUAAUAAAAUUUCAAGACCCUUGUGAUAGUACAUCGACUUUAAAUAGGUUGAAUGACAUGUCUACCAUACCAUGACGGUGUCUGUAUCGCUUUUACUCGUACUUUAAAACUUAAGGUUUGUGGUAGUAACCAGAGCACAAAAAAAACUACAAAAUUCGUCUGCUUUACGGCAUACGUCACUUCCUCCACUUCCUUAAAUUCGGACGUGAGAGCGCAGCUGCUUAUUUACGGAUGUUUUUGUCAUGGCCGAAGCAACAACCACGAGAAAGAAACGCAAGGUUUUGUCUGAGGAGACCAGAAAGAGAAAACGGGAGAGUGAUCGAAGUAAAGGAAGGACGAGGAUCAUUAUUGGGCCAGCGUUUGCUCGCUGGCGUGAACUGAAGGAGGAGGAGGGCUUCGUGACCGAUGCGGACUUGGCCGUCAUGCUUUUGGACUACUACGAAAGCAGAGGUCCAGCAACUUCCACACCGUAUAAAGGAGAGGGCACAUCAAAACCUCCUGGACCACCAGUAUCGAGUGUUACAGACUCUUCGGAUCAUGACAGGGGGAGAGAAAUGGUCCUUUCCGGUGUAGAGGAGUUGAUCACAGAAAGUCAAAAAGUUGAUGUGCUUGAAUCAAGUAUGCACUCGUUGGCUAUUUCAGAGGAACCUGAUGAUGACCUAGAGGCUGCUAAUGAUUUGCAGAAUAGUAUGAUUGAGAUGGAGGAAGCUGUUUGCUUGGAAGAUGAAGACUCUGAUGAGGAUUAUGUUCCUUUCAUCUAUCUACGGUCUACAAGAAGGGGGGCAGAGAUUGAGAAGCUACCUGAAAUACACAUAGAUGAGGCUGUGCUGGAUGUAGAGGAUGUGCCCAUAGUUCCUGAGGAAGACCAACGCUUUCCUUUCGAACACAAAGUUGAGACUGUAGAGGACCUCAUAGGAAAGAAAGCGAACAUCUGCUACAAUGACAACUUGCUCUCUCUUGCAAGGUACAUGCAGUUACCUGUACAGUUCUGUCAGUUCAGAGACCCAAUUUUGGGGACACAAUGUAAUGGAAGGCCUCCUUUUCAUGUGCAAUUGAAAUCCAGAGGGACCGGUGUCAUUCUUGAAUGGGUUUGCACUCACGGCCACACAGUUUGGCACUGGAAUUCCCAGCCAGUCCUAAAAUUUGGCAUGCAAGGAGGCGAUUUCAUGCUUUCAACCAACAUUCUUCUCUCUGGCAACAACCACAGAAAAAUCCAUCUCCUCUUCAAUUUUAUGUGUAUGGGAAUGGUGUCUGAGAGUACAUUUUUUGCCAUACAGUCUGAAUACUGCCUAAAGCCUGUUGAGGAGUUUUGGGAAGAGAGUAGAGAGAGGGUGUUGAACAGGCUUCGACAAAAGACUGAAGUAGUUGUACUUGGUGAUGGCAGAAUGGACUCCCCAGGUCACUGUGCACAAUAUUGUACGUACACUAUGAUUGAGCUUGAGACUCGUGAUAUUGUGCACAUUGUGAGCGAGGACAAAAGGAAGUGUGGGAGGAAUUCCGUCAUCUUGGAGAAAGUCUGUUUUGAAAGUACAAUGGACUGCCUUCUCAACGAAAUCCCUAUCAAAGAAGUAGUGACGGAUGCUCACAGACAAAUAUCUGCCUUGCUCGACCCAGUACGUGGAAAAUACAAGGAUUGGUCUUUAAAGGGACACCAUGAAACUUUUGGCCACUAGGGGGUGCUAGACACGUAUUUUUCACUUCUAGCGCCCCUAGAGCCCACAAGCGCCGCAGCACUGUCGCAAAGGAAAGGAACUGGCCAACCUUAAAACUAAACUAAAAACUAAACAUUUAAAAUGCUAAACGAUCAACAUUUUGAGACAACAGGGAGAAACGCAGUCAUGUUACAACUUUCUGAUGAGGAACUCGUCGUGGCAGAAGCCAUUUCUCAAUCUGAAGGUUGCAGCCUCCGGAUGUCGUAUUUCUAAUACGUCAUCAAGACUGUCUUAUUUCACAAUAUUAACAAUUACAAAGUUGACUAUUAUACUUAGUUAAUCGUAAAUUGUUGCAGUAUGCUUAUGACUUGCGAAUGUAAUGCUCAGUUUACCUUAAUAACCCAGGCUUGAUGACGUGUGCAGCCUGCAUAUUUGACCUCCGGAGGCUGCAGCCUUCCAAUUCAGAAACGACCAGACGUAUUUCCUUGCCUUUUUCCAAACAAAUAUUGUUGCAUCCUCUCUCUCUCCCUCGCCACCAGGAUUUU
Paramisgurnus dabryanus is the source of this 2224-nucleotide messenger RNA. RefSeq lists its product as uncharacterized. Lineage: Eukaryota; Metazoa; Chordata; Actinopteri; Cypriniformes; Cobitidae. The record is from RefSeq and is a predicted model, not a curated record.